CUUGAAGGCAGUAGCGAGCUAGACAUUACCACGGGUUGUGGUUGCGGGGAUAGCUGCAGAUGGGGUUUUCUGUCCGAUUAAUCUGCAUUCGUUUAAUUGAUACAUAGUGUUAACAAAGCAGCAACAACAACAACAACAACAACAUAUAUAUUUAAAAAAAUGGCUGGGGCAAUUAUUGAAAACAUGAGCACGAAGAAGUUAGUCAUUGUUGGAGUUAUUUUAGUCAUCUUUCAAGUGUUCUCAUUUCUUGUUGGAGGUUUGAUUGCUCCAAGUCCAACCUCUGCAGUUCACUACCUGGCAAUGAAGUGCGUUGAUGUCCGAAAACACCACCAGAAUUCAACGUGGUUUAUGCCCUGGGGUCCCAACCAGUGUGAAAAGAUCCGCGAUUUCGACGAGGCCAUGAUCAAAAAGAUUGAAGCCAAUGAAAUCGUGUUUGCGGUCCACAUCCCUCUGCCCAACAAUGAGAUGAGCCCCUGGUUCCAGUUCAUGCUGUUUAUCCUGCAGUUUGACAUUGCCUUCAAGAUGGGCAACCAGAUAGAAGAGGGAGCUGUGGUGACAAUUGAUGUGUCGCUGGCUUACAGGGAUGACACCUUCAGCAAAUGGACGGAAAUGGCACAUUCUAUAGAGCAACGGAAACUGAGCUGCAACUUUUCAACUCCCAAGACCCAUGAAUACGAGGGCCGGCAUUAUGAAUGUGACCUCUUGCCUUUCAUGGAAUUGGGAAGCGUUGCACACAAAUAUUACCUCAUCAACAUGCGUCUACCAGUGAACGAGAGGAAGAAAAUUAAUGUUGGCAUUGGAGAAAUUAAGGACAUCCGUCUCGUGGGUAUCCACCAGAAUGGAGGGUUCACUAAGGUAUGGUUCUCCGUGAAGACCUUCCUCACUCCGAGCAUCCUCAUCAUCAUGAUCUGGUACUGGAGGCGAAUUACGUUGAUGACACGGCCGCCGGUCCUGCUUGAGAAGGUCAUCUUUGCACUUGGGAUUUCCAUGACCUUCAUUAACAUCCCAGUAGAGUGGUUUUCUGUUGGGUUUAAUUGGACGUGGAUGCUGUUGUUUGGGGAUAUCCGCCAGGGGAUCUUCUACGCUAUGCUGCUGUCCUUCUGGAUCAUCUUCUGUGGGGAGCAUUUGAUGGAUCAAACUGAAAGGAACCGUUUCGGCGUUUACUGGAAGCAAGUUGGGCCUAUUGUCUUCGGAUCCUUCUGCCUCUUUAUUUUUGACAUGUGUGAAAGGGGAGUCCAGCUGAAGAACCCAUUCUACAGUAUCUGGGCAUCGGACCUGGGCACUGAAUUGGCUAUGGCUUUCAUCAUUGUGGCGGGAAUCUGUGCCUGUCUGUACUUCCUGUUCCUGUGUUUCAUGGUGUUUCAGGUGUUCAGGAACAUCAGUGGAAAGAGGACCUCUCUGCCGGCCAUGUCCAAGGCUAGACGCCUUCACUAUGAGGUGACCAUCAGUAACAUGUCAAUUUCAGAGGGGUGCUUGUUUAGAAGUGUGAGGAACGUUCAGGGUCUGAUUUUCAGGUUCAAGUUUCUGAUGCUGAUCACUCUUGCUUGCGCUGCCUUGACUGUCAUCUUCUUUAUCAUUAGCCAGGUGAAUGAGGGCCAUUGGCACUGGGCAGGCUACACUGUCCAAGUGAACAGUGCUUUCUUCACAGGGAUCUAUGGCAUGUGGAACCUCUAUGUCUUUGCAAUCAUGUUUCUCUACGCACCUUCAUAUAAGCGCUAUGGGGAUGAUCAGUCAAAUGCAGGUGAUCUAGGAGUGAACAGCGGAGAGGAAAUCCAGCUGACGACCACCAUCACGCACGUGGACGGGCCCACAGAAAUCUACAGGAUGACGGGAAAGGAGUCCCAAGAAUAACCCCAAUAACACAGCCUUCAUUCACUCCGUGAAUCUGAAGGUAGAGCACCUGUGCACAUGGAACGCUGAGGAGUGGAUUCCAAUUCAAGUUGUACCAAGAAAUGUUCAUUACCAAGUUUCAUUGCAAUAUAAUUAAUAUUAUAUAUGGGCAACGCCACUGUUUAUCUGUCCAUGUUUGCACUUGUUUAUACUCUUCACUUCCAUACUUUUUUUGUGGUGCCAGUUACCAGGCAGUGAUUGAAAGCUGCUCUAGAUGCUGUAAUAGUAUUCAGAAGAAAAGGGAAAGGAGUUGAAUGAGAUGUAGUAUCUUUUUAAAUACAUUCACUAUUAAUGGCUCUUGGAUUUCUAAACAUUAACCUGUUAUAGUCAUUCAGUUAUAUUCUAUGACACAAUAUAUCUUAAAAUAACCACUUGAAAAGCCCCCCACCUCCCAUAUGUUACAGUGGGGGGGAAAUGUUUUCUUCUCUAUUUAAUUGCCAAAACUAGCUACAAAAUAUUUUAGUACACUGGUGAUCUGCUGUGUCCACACUUCAUCUUUGAAGAGUCAGUUCUAUUAAAUGCUAAAGCUUCUGAACUUGUCAUCCUGUUCUCUGUAGUCCACUAAGAGUUCAGUAUGAUGUAGAUAUUUUAAUACAGUUCCCCUUUGUAAGAGUAGGGGAGAUGAUCGUAUCUAGAUGCAUCACAGGCUACAAUUUUUUUUUUUUUUUUUUUUGUGAGAUGGGGGGGGGGGGGGGGCUGUUUUGUUGGCACAAGCAGUGUUAUCUUUUUACAUUUAUUACACAUGGAAAUGUAGAUGUGCUUUUUUAUGCUAAUUUAAAUAAAAUACUGUAAUCCUUUUGCUUUUUA
Acipenser ruthenus (sterlet) is the source of this 2697-nucleotide messenger RNA. Its product is annotated as protein wntless homolog. The transcript is spliced from 12 exons. Gene Ontology annotation, molecular function: Wnt-protein binding. Gene Ontology annotation, cellular component: organelle membrane; endomembrane system. The record is from RefSeq and is a predicted model, not a curated record. Gene Ontology annotation, biological process: Wnt signaling pathway; Wnt protein secretion; intracellular protein transport. NCBI's taxonomy places the organism in Eukaryota, Metazoa, Chordata, Actinopteri, Acipenseriformes, Acipenseridae. Bases 160 to 1851 code for a protein of 563 amino acids.